AUGGACGAGGAUCACAUGAACGGAAUGACCGAUAUGUCACCGUCACCAAUCGCUGCCACAGGAGCAUCACCGAAGAUGGCAGGCGACAUGAUGCACCAUCACCCGAUGAUGCACAUGGCCUUUUUCUGGGGCAAAAAUGGUGAAAUUUUGUUCCCGGGUUGGCCCGGAACUAAUUCGGGUCCGUUGGCGGUGGGAUUGGUUCAGACCCUGGUUCAUACACUGCGAGCCGGAUUGGCUUAUAUGUUGAUGCUGGCGGUGAUGUCGUUCAACGGCGGUGUGUUUCUGGUGGCGGUGGCAGGUCACGCGCUUGGAUUUCUUGUGUUUGGGACCUGGAUUUUUAAGAAGCCGCCGCCGCCGCUCGCCGGCGAUAAAAGCUCCGAUAGAUCUCCGAUGAUAUGUGCUUAA
Messenger RNA from Lactuca virosa, 405 nucleotides. The record is from the annotation of a GenBank genome assembly. NCBI's taxonomy places the organism in Eukaryota, Viridiplantae, Streptophyta, Magnoliopsida, Asterales, Asteraceae.